CGCCUCAUAUUUAAACCCUUCACACCACACCAAAAGCUCCCCAAUGAAUCAUCACUACGUCGUUGCGUAUUGACCACCACUGCCACCUCACCUCCCACCGCCCUAGCUCCGCCUCUCUCCUUCCGCCGGAAUUCCUUUCCUCUCCGGCUGCGCCACCAUUUCCUUGUUCCAUAUAUCUUCUCUCUCUCUCUCUCUCUCUCUCUCUCUCCUCCCACCCCCCCCUCUCUCUCUAUAUCUAUCUGCUAUAUCUAUAAUCAUGACUCCAAAAUCAAUACAUACACGCUAGCUAACCUCGCCGCCUCGAUUUCCAUAGACACGAAGGAAUGAAAAAUCUUCGAUCGGAUCCGAACCACGUCGUUGUGGUUUGAAAUUAUGCAUCCUUUUUGCUGCGUAUCAACCGUUCAAGACCGGAGCUCCGGGAAUCCGCCGGAGCCCCUACCUAUGUCCUCGGAGAUCUCGUCCGGAUCCAGUGCCAGAUCCGACACGGUUAAACACACACACAACAAUAACAACAACAACAACAACCACCAUGUCAGCCAGAGGAUGGUGGCGCCGUCGUCUACGGCGGCGGAGCACAGCGAUCAGAUGGAGGUGAAGAUCAAUGAUAUAGUGGGGAAUGGAAUCUCUGGAAUUCUGUAUAAGUGGGUGAACUACGGGAAAGGUUGGAGACCUAGGUGGUUCGUGUUGCAAGAUGGUGUUCUUUCGUAUUAUAAAAUUCACGGACCUGACAAGAUUGUGGUCAGUCAAGAGACUGAGAAGGGAUCUAGAGUCAUCGGAGAAGAUUCGCUCCGCCGAAUUUCUCGUCACAGGAAUGCUGACGUUGGUGGCUCUCUUCUCCGCCGGAAACCUUUUGGUGAAGUUCAUCUCAAGGUUUCAUCGAUACGGGAGAGCAGGUCAGAUGACAAGAGGUUUUCUAUUUUUACGGGUACUAAGAGGCUGCACUUGAGGGCUGAGACUCGAGAGGAUCGAGUGGCGUGGACGGAAGCAUUGCAAGCGGUGAAGGACAUGUUUCCCAGGAUGUCCAACAGUGAACUAAUGGCUCCUGUGGAUAAUGUUGUUGUGUCAACAGAAAAGUUGAGGCUGCGAUUACUGGAAGAACAUGUGAGGGAAGAAGCGAUCCAGGACAGUGAGCAGAUUAUGAGAAACGAGUUCGCAGCUCUGCAGAAUCAGCUUAUGGUGCUUAAACAGAAGUACCGGCUCCUCCUCGACACGCUGCGGCAGUUAGAGACAGAAAAAGUUGAUCUGGAGAAUACAGUAGUUGAUGAGAGCCAACGACAAUUGAUGGAGCAGGGCCCUUCGUCUAGGUUAAGGCAGGACAAAUCCAGUGAAGGAAGUCCAAGUGAGUCUGAAGAUGACAAUGAGAGGGUUGCAGAGGAAGAAACAGAUGAUGAUGACAAUGCAUUUUUUGAUACUCGUGAUGUUCUCUCAUCAAGUUCUUUUAAAAGCAGUGGGUCUGAUUUGCGAACAUCGUCUUUCUCUUCUGAUGAAGAGCUUAAUGCUUUUGAAUCUGAAGAUGAUGUUGACCCUUCCAUUAAAUCUGUUGGAAAGAAUUUUCCUCAUAUUAAACGUCGUAAGAGAUUGCCUGAGCCUGUUGAGAAAGAGAAGGGAGUAAGUCUCUGGUCAAUGAUUAAAGAUAAUAUCGGGAAGGACCUGACAAAAGUUUGUCUCCCUGUCUACUUUAAUGAACCACUCUCUUCACUGCAAAAAUGUUUUGAAGAUUUGGAAUAUUCAUAUCUCAUUGACCGGGCAUAUGAAUGGGGAAAAAGGGGUAACAGCCUUAUGAGGAUUUUAAAUGUUGCGGCAUUUGCUGUAUCUGGAUAUUCUUCUACUGAAGGAAGACAUUGCAAGCCAUUUAAUCCAUUACUUGGGGAGACGUAUGAGGCAGACUAUCCAGACAAAGGCCUUCGAUUUUUCUCAGAAAAGGUCAGUCAUCACCCAAUGACUGUAGCAUGCCAUUGUGAAGGUACUGGAUGGAAAUUUUGGGGUGAUAGCAAUCUCAAAAGCAAAUUUUGGGGUCGCUCAAUUCAGCUUGAUCCUGUUGGUGUUUUGACCUUGGAAUUUGAUGAUGGAGAAGUUUUUCAAUGGAGUAAGGUAACAACAUCCAUAUACAAUCUUAUAUUGGGAAAGCUAUACUGUGAUCACUACGGGACAAUGCGUAUACAGGGGAACCGCAACUAUUCAUGUAAGCUCAAAUUCAAGGAACAGUCUAUCAUAGACCGUAAUCCUCACCAGGUACAGGGAAUAGUUCAGGAUAAGAAUGGGAAAACCAUAGCAACGCUAAUUGGGAAAUGGGAUGAGGGCAUGCAUUACAUGAAUGGAGACUGCUCUGGAAAGGGAAAAGGACAUGACUUGUCAGAAGCCCAUUUGCUUUGGAAGCGGAGCAGACCUCCUAAGUUUCCCACUAGAUAUAAUCUGACACGGUUUGCCAUCACCUUAAAUGAGCUCACUCCUCGAUUGAAGGAGAAGUUGCCACCAACAGAUUCAAGGCUGAGACCUGAUCAGAGGUGCUUGGAAAAUGGGGAGUAUGACAUGGCAAAUUCGGAGAAGUUGCGGCUGGAGCAGCGGCAGCGGCAGGCUCAUAAGAUGCAAGAGAGUGGUUGGAAGCCUAGGUGGUUUGCGAAGGAGAAAGGAAGUGAUACGUACCGCUACAUUGGUGGUUAUUGGGACGCUAGAGAGAAGCGAAACUGGGAAUCUUGUCCUGAUAUCUUUGGUCAUUUCCUGUCUGAUCAGACAUCGGAUUGAUUGUUGUCUGUAUAUCAUUUUCUUUGUAUUUCUCCUCUUUUCUUUCUUCGACAGAUUAGAUAGGCGGCGAAUGAUUGCCUGCUGAUAUGAGGAACUUAGGUUGAUGUAAACAUGCGUGUAAGUAAAACUAGAGACAGAGGUAUGACAGGUAAUAAAGGAUCGAUUUCCCAAUUUCA
Messenger RNA from Camellia sinensis, 2918 nucleotides. RefSeq names its product oxysterol-binding protein-related protein 1C. The record is from RefSeq and is a predicted model, not a curated record. Lineage: Eukaryota; Viridiplantae; Streptophyta; Magnoliopsida; Ericales; Theaceae. Gene Ontology annotation, cellular component: membrane; cytosol. Gene Ontology annotation, molecular function: sterol binding.